Messenger RNA from Rhodofomes roseus, 1263 nucleotides. RefSeq lists its product as uncharacterized. The record is from RefSeq and is a predicted model, not a curated record. Lineage: Eukaryota; Fungi; Basidiomycota; Agaricomycetes; Polyporales; Fomitopsidaceae. Bases 225 to 1139 code for a protein of 304 amino acids. The transcript is spliced from 11 exons.
CUCGAACAACUUAGUACCAGCUGUAGAAGACGCUUGACUAGCGAACAUUCACUUGCAUUCAAUCAGCAUGAUGGCGUGCAGAUGUUGUCAAUAACGCACCGCAUGCAGCAUAACAUUUCACUCCCUCACGGAACGGCGCUUCGCAGACUCGGACUCAGAGUACGUCUACUUAAGCAACUGAUUUAGUCGCCGUAGGAUCCUCUACCUGUGCCCAAGAGAUCGCCAUGUCGGUGUCCAUGAGCGACUUUCGGUCCUUGGAGGCAACUAGAUACCUCUCAGGUACUGCGAUUACGCUCGCGCUGUACGACCACUUCCUCAACCUGCCGAAGGAAAUUCAAUAUGUAUGGCAUCAGCCACCCCUCUUCCUGGCGGUAUGCGUUCUUUUCGACGUAUAUCUUAGGGAGGCGGGUCUCCUGUAUUUUGCAGUUGUCAUGAGCGGAUUUGCCCCCUUAGACAAGCAGAGUUGUAUCUCCUUCACGAUAUUUGCCGUGGUCUAUGGUUUCGUCAGCAAUGCAUCAGUACAUUCCUAUAUUCUCUUCCGCUUGUAUCGACUAUGGGACAACCGUAGGUUUGUGAGCUAUGUACUUGGAGGAGCUUUCGUCAUAUGCAUGAUCGCAACCAUCAUAUCGGACGUAUUCCUGCUGAGACAGAUACUGUCUGAGGUUCAGUAUGCGGAGCUCCACGGAAUCCAAGCUUUCAUCGAGACAUGCAUGUUUACUAAGAAGUCUUGGUACUUCGUCGGGUCAUGGGCACCGAUGGUGGCGUUCGAUCUGAUCGCGCUCGCACUGGUGGCUUGGAGCACGCUGAUGACUCCACGCAGACAAGAGACCGCCAUAGUAGGGAUCCUGUACAAGCAGGGAUUCUACACGUUCCUUGCGUUCCUCCUGUUACGACUAUCGCGAUUACUGUCGAGUGUAUUCGGUUCAGCCGCAGAUACAACACUCAUGCCUCCGGUGACAUGGGCACUGGACGGUAUUCUGAGUUACCGCCUCUUCCUCACAAUCAAAGAGAUGGAGUAUGGCUCAAGACGCAACUGGUCCAAAUAUGACGCAGGUCCGCGAACGCGCGGAAACCCACAAGUCGGCCGACAAGCGACGACAAUCCUUGUAUUUGAGGAGAUCGAAAUGGAUUCCAAGUAGACUCAGUCACGUCUGAUUCUGCAAUGCAAAGGGCCACGUACCACGUAUCCCAUGCGAUUGAAUGUAUAAUACUUCCUGAUAUUUAUGCCUAUGUGGACGGCGCAGGUCCCUAGUCGUCUAACUA